UUAGCAGUAAAAUAUUUAAAAAUCGAUUACUUAUCGGCUGGCAACACUGCGUUGCCAGGGCCACCGAAAACAGUGUGCACAGUGUGUAUUGAUUGUGUGUGUGUGCGUUUCGUGCGGCCGUGUGUGAGUGUCACUGACUGAUAUUUGACAAAUGAUAGCAAUGGACGAGCAGCGCGGCGACAAGAUCUACGGCGGAUGCGAGGGUCCGGACGCCAUGUACGUGAAGCUGAUUUCGUCGGACGGCCACGAAUUUGUCGUCAAACGCGAGCACGCUCUCACCUCCGGCACAAUCCGGGCGAUGUUGUCCGGACCGGGUCAGUUUGCCGAGAACGAGGCCAACGAGGUGCAUUUCCGGGAGAUACCAUCCCACGUCCUACAAAAGGUCUGCAUGUACUUCACCUAUAAAGUGCGUUACACCAACAGUUCUACCGAAAUACCCGAAUUCCCGAUCGCCCCGGAGAUCGCAUUAGAACUUUUGAUGGCGGCUAAUUUCCUAGACUGCUAAAUAAUAUUGGUUAAUUUGAAUUUACAUUAUUUACAAGUGAACGAAUGAGGGCUAGACCGCGUAAAGCGUAAUUCGCCCAUGUUAAUUUGUAAUGAAACGAGAAGAUUGUCCCUGCGAGAAAAUAAAUUUCUGUUGAUUUCCUAAA
Molecule: messenger RNA, 650 nt
Organism: Drosophila teissieri
Lineage: Eukaryota; Metazoa; Arthropoda; Insecta; Diptera; Drosophilidae
Gene: EloC
Product: elongin-C
Exons: 3
Coding region: 152-505 (117 amino acids)
Biological process (GO): ubiquitin-dependent protein catabolic process
Cellular component (GO): elongin complex
Molecular function (GO): protein-macromolecule adaptor activity
Source: RefSeq, a predicted model, not a curated record